Cetraspora pellucida is the source of this 1164-nucleotide messenger RNA. NCBI's taxonomy places the organism in Eukaryota, Fungi, Glomeromycota, Glomeromycetes, Diversisporales, Gigasporaceae. The record is from the annotation of a GenBank genome assembly.
AUGAAGAAAACAAAGAAACCCUCGAGCACAUAUCCCACUACCACUAGACCCUUCACAUCCACUACACAAUCCAACACUAACGCUAAUAGACCUACUACUUCUACACAACUAUCCACCGCUGAAUCAGCCACAUCCACUAUACAAUCCAACUCAAAUAGACCUACUACUUCUACUACAAAACACUCCAUCACUGAAUCAGCCACAUCAACUACACAAUCCAGCACUAAUAGCGAUAGACCUACUUCUACCAUACAACCUUCCAUCACUGAAUCAGCUACAUCCACCACACAAUCUAGCACUAAUCAACCCGCCAUAUCCACUUCUCAACCCGCCGUAUUCAUCACACCAACUACGACUUCACCAAUCACUCCAUCUAGACACACUAAUGUUCUACCUAGCUCUCCUAUUAUCCAAGAAGAAUAUGAACAUGAUUCAAUGAAAAGAAAUAGAAAAUUAGAAGAAUUAGAAAACGUAAUCGACGAGCUUCAUAUUACCACAAUACAGCAAGAUUAUAAUAUCAUAGAUAUGGCGGACAAAAUAAAUUUUUUGAUGUCUACCAUUAGCACUUUAAUUGAUGAGAUUGAUGAGUUACACGAUUCAAGUCAAUCUGAAGAUCAAGACUCGUUUGAGUGGGUGAUGGAAGAAUCUUCAACGAAUGCAUUACGAAGGUCUACUUCGGAGGCAACAACCAGAUUGAAUACAAUGGUUGAGGAUGAUAUGAAGCGAAAAAAGGCGCCUUGUAGAGAAGUAUUCCUUCAUCUAAAAGAAAAAGGGUCCGAGAAGAAAGACAAAAUGAUAGAAAAUGCGAUUCCUGAUUUUUUCAACAAUUUAGGGGAUUGUAACAAGACAAGCCGACAUGAGUUGGUCGAUAUUCUACGAAAAUACCCCAGACCAUCCCGAAAUAUAUCAUCAUUUCAUCGGGAUCCUGAACAGAUGACCAAACGUAUGGAGGCGUUUAGAUACCGUUCCAUCAAAAAUGAUAAACAUACUAAAAAGUCUAACUUAGAUGAGAUAAAAAAGUUUCUAAACAAAAGUGAUGUACCUGAAAUCUCCGACGACCUUCUGGAUUGGGAAAUACCUGAAAGUGAUGACGAAAGUGAUGAAGAAAGUGAUGAAGAAAGUGAAAAGAGUUGUUGUUGUAGCGAUGAAAGUGAGGGAAUAGAA